AAAAGAUGAAACUUUCCCCCCGAGGAGAGAACUGAGCCACUUUUUGUCUACAGGAACGCGGAAAAAGAGACGUGAUUAAAUUAGCAAGAUAUCAAGUUACCAAUCUCGCAGGAAGCAAUCUGCAAAAUGAAAUCUUCCAUCUUCCUCGUCAUCCUGGUCGUGAUAAUUGGUGCCGUCUCAGUUUUCGGGGCUCCCUCAAAUUCCACUACGUCCGCUCCCGGUUCGCCAAAAAAGCCGUCGCGAUCCACCACGACCAGCAGCGGCUCGAUUUCUAAGUCUACCACGACCCGAACCACGACCACGAAACGACCACCAAAAGGGAAAAAUAAUUCGACUUCUUCCUCCGCACAAAUCCGCCUCCGACGUGAAGAUCAUCCCGCCGAGGUUGAAAUCCAUACCGGAAGUCAUACUUCCGGAAGUAUUAUCCACGACAAAGCUAAACCCAACAAUGCCACCGUAACGCGGGGACAAGUUCGUAACGAUGAGGAUCACCAUCUGGCUUCGAAAUCUGGCGCCACUAAUUCGACUCAUCACGCGGUCCGUCGUUCCACCGAUGACGACCAAGCAACUUCUGGUGACGACCAAGCAACUUCUGGUGACGACAAGAAACCGGAAGUGACCGAUAGUCACCACUCAAUCCCAAGUACGCAUCCCCUCUUUGGUGCGAGACAGUCUUCCAAUUUGACGGCAUCACUUCGCCCCAAACUAAAAACGAGGGGUGGUUCGCCAGCCGGAAGUGAGGAGGAUGCUACUUCCGGUCAUGAGGAGGGGGAAUCGUCUGAGGAGAAAGUUGGUCAUCACCACCGCGUUAAGGCGACCUCGCAAGAAGAGACGGUCUCCGUGUCGACUGGAACGAUCGCAUUUACGGGAGGGAAUUCAGGAAAAAAUUCUUCCGUGAAGGGAUUCGCAUCCGGAACGGGGGGACAUAAGAAGGAACGACAACCGGAAGUGGAGGAGGAAGAUUUAUUCAUUGUUUAAGAAAUUUUGAUCUUUAUAUUUUUUAUAAUUUGAAAUAAAAUUUGGAAUUUUUGUGGUGAUGAUUUGGCAUGAAUAAAUGGAUUUAAUGUUUGACCUAAAA
Molecule: messenger RNA, 1078 nt
Organism: Folsomia candida
Lineage: Eukaryota; Metazoa; Arthropoda; Collembola; Entomobryomorpha; Isotomidae
Product: salivary glue protein Sgs-3
Exons: 2
Coding region: 127-978 (283 amino acids)
Source: RefSeq, a predicted model, not a curated record